Acaulospora morrowiae is the source of this 1644-nucleotide messenger RNA. The record is from the annotation of a GenBank genome assembly. Lineage: Eukaryota; Fungi; Glomeromycota; Glomeromycetes; Diversisporales; Acaulosporaceae.
AUGGAAAUUUAUAAAGUCUCUUUUGGGGUUUACGAAUUGUUUAUGUUAAGUUCAACAUUGCUUACCAUAAGCAUAAUUAAUUAUUAUUACAGAUAUUAUACAAGGAAAAAUCCACUUCCUGCACCUUUCCCGCUUCCCUUCGUUGGUCAUCUCUUUGAUGAUUCUAUCUAUAGUAAUAACUUUUGCGAUCACCUCCAACUAUUGCAUUCCAAAUAUGGAGACAUUUACGAACAGUGGUAUGGAAGAAUACGUAUAAUUUUUGUUACCAAGCCAGAAUAUGUGGAAAAACUUUUGUCUGCAUCAACCAAAAGUAAAUACCUGAUAAGAGUUUCGAAUCCUGAAGGCUUAAAAGAUUUGGGAGUUUAUGGAAGGGGUCUUCUUUUAAACAAUGAUGUUAAUAGUUGGAAAUACAAUAGACAAUUCCUUAGCCAAGCAAUAUUAACGUCAAAUUUCUUGAAAGAAUCUGUUGACUGCACACAAGCGAUAUUUAAUGAGAUGGAGGAAUACUGGAGAGUUGGGUUGGAGGAUAAUACGGUUACCGAUUUUACCGAAUGGUCCCAUAGUCUCACUACGGAUAUAAUAUUCAAAUUGAUUACCGGAAAGAAAAUGUGGACCGUCGCUUCAUACUUCUUGAACGUUUCACCUAAACUCAAACUAAUGAAAAUGAAAAAAUUUGAUGAAAAAAUUAUUAAUGAGUCUUCGAAAAUAUCAAAAGCUUUCCAAAGAUAUAUUGCAGGAUUAGAUUUCUUCCUAUAUACUCCUGGGUGGGUGAGAAAUUAUAUUCCCAGUUUUCGGGCAACCCAAAGAGAAAUCUUUGAAGCACAGAGGUUAUUGUAUGAAAAUUUGGGCAAAAUUAUUCAAGAAAGAAGAAAGGAAAUUGAAAAUACACCAAAAGACGAGAAAUUGAGAUAUGAUAUGUUAACACAAUUGGUUACAGCAAAUACGGACAGAAGCAUUUCGGAUAUAAAUAAUAAUCAAGAAUUUACGAAACCUUUAUCCGAUGAAGACAUACGUGAUAUUGUUAUAGAAGCCUUAGGAGGAGGAAUUGAUACAACCGCAAAUGUAUUGUGCUUUGUUAUCUAUUAUCUCGCCCAUCAUCCAGAUGUUAAAAAUCGAAUGAUUCAAGAAAUCGACGAAUUAUUUAGCCAAAACCAAAACAGACCGAUCACGUAUGAUGAUUUACCACAGUUGAUCUACUGCGAAGCAGUGAUCAAAGAGGUGUCACGUGUAAUGCCCACGACACCAUUCGUUGGCCGUGUCAGCUCUGAACCGGAUCGAAUAGAUAAUGUUGAAUGGGAAGCUAAUACACGUUAUAUGAUUUUUACACCAGUAAUUCAUUCAAACAAGAAUUAUUGGAAUGAACCGGAAAAAUUUGAUGUCAAUAGAUUCAUCGAUGUCGAUGAACAAAAAAAGCACAGCGAAAAGAAUCAUUUGAUUAUGUGGGGCGGUGGUUUAAGGCAGUGCCCCGGUAGAAAACUAGCAAUGAUCGAAUUGAAGUGCAUGUUGGCUUUAACAUUUAGAAAUUGGGAUGUCGAACUAGCAGAUAUGGAUUCUCCAUUAAAAUCUGAAAUUUCAAUCGUUCGAAGUGCCAAAGACUUGAAGGUCAAGAUCAAACCUAGAAAUAACAAAAUGAAAAAUACAUAA